This is a messenger RNA of Lycium ferocissimum, 1783 nucleotides long. RefSeq names its product UDP-glycosyltransferase 73C3-like. The record is from RefSeq and is a predicted model, not a curated record. NCBI's taxonomy places the organism in Eukaryota, Viridiplantae, Streptophyta, Magnoliopsida, Solanales, Solanaceae. The coding region runs from base 145 to 1623 and encodes 492 amino acids. The transcript has a single exon. Gene Ontology annotation, molecular function: UDP-glycosyltransferase activity.
UUCCCUAAUGUUUGCCAUAAAAUUAGUCUCAUUCAUUUCGUGUCAUCUAACUGUCACAUAUAUCAAUACAAUUUUCCUUUUAACUAUAAAUUUCACCAUCAACUAUUUCCUCAUACACUUGGAACAAAUAAUUUUUUCUCAACAAUGGCUUCUUCAUCUAGAGAGCUUCAUUUUCUAUUGAUACCUUUAAUGUCUCAAAGCCAUAUUAUACCAUUAACAGACUUUGCAAAAUUACUAGCCCUUCAUGGAGUCAAUGUCUCCAUUAUCACAACACCUCUCAAUGCCCAAAAAUACAAAUCUAUAAUCACUCAUGCUAGAAAAACCAAUUUAAAAAUCCAACUAAUUCCUCUUCAUUUCCCAAGCCAAGAAGUUGGAUUGCCUCAAGGAUGUGAAAACUUGGACACACUUAGUUCACCUGAGUUGUUUAAAGAUUUCUUUUUGGCUAGUGGGAUGAUGCAAGAACCACUAGAGAAAUUGAUUCAAGAUUUGGAACCAAAGCCAAGUUGUAUCAUUUCCACUAGUCCUCUCACUUGGACUCAACAAGUUGCCAAUAAGUUCAAGAUUCCAAGGUAUGUUUUUGAUACAAUUUCAUGUUUCACCCUCUAUUGUUCUCACAUACUAAACCAGACAAAAAUACAAGAGACCCUUGUGUUGGAUUCUGAUUCAUUCUUGGUCCCUAAUGUACCACACAAGAUUGAGUUCACAAAAGCUCAAUUGCCUUUUGAUUCAAGAAAGCAAUCUUCUCAAGAUAUGGAGAGUAUUUUGGACCAAAUUAAAAAGUCCCAAUAUUUGGCAAGAGGUACUUUGAUCAAUACUUUUGAGGAGUUGGAGCCUUGGUAUGUUGAUGCAUACAAGAAAGUUGUGAACAAAGUUUUUUGUAUUGGUCCAGUAUCAUUGUGUAACAAAGAAAUGGAUGAAAUGGUUGAUAGAGGAAACAAGGCAUCAAUUGAUGAGCAUUGUGAUUAUUUGAAUUGGCUUGAUUCUAUAAAGCCAAAAUCAGUCAUUUAUGCUUGUUUUGGUAGCCUUUGUCACAUUUCAUAUUUGCAAAUGAAGGAAAUUGGUUUAGGCUUGGAGUCAUCAAACGUGCCUUUCAUUUGGAUAAUCAGAGGACUAAAUUUUACACCACAAGUCGAAAAAUGGCUAAGGGAUGAAAAUUUCGAAGAGAGGGUUAAAGGAAGAGGGAUUAUUAUUCGAGGAUGGGCCCCACAAGUUAUGAUAUUAUCUCAUCCAUCCAUCGGAGGGUUCCUGACGCACUGUGGAUGGAAUUCGACUUUAGAAGGAAUUUCCUGUGGCGUACCAAUGAUUACUUUUCCUAUGUUUGCCGAGCAAUUUUACAAUGAGAAAUUCAUCGUAAAUGUUCUCAAGGUUGGGGUUCGAGUUGGGGUUGAAGUAAGUAUUAACUCUUGGAAUGAAGAGAAGAAUGGAGUGUUAGUUAACAUGGAUCAAGUCAAAAAAGCAAUAGAUCAACUAAUGGAUAAAGGAUUAGAGGGUGAAGAAAGAAGAAAAACAGCAAAUGAGCUAGCACACAUGUCAAAGAAGGCAAUACAAGAAGAGGGUUCUUCAUAUUUGAAUAUCAAAUUAUUGAUUGAAGAUGUGAUGCAAGUACUCAAGAAUAAAGUGUAAGGAAGCCAAUAAUGUGACUAGGACCAUGUAAAGUUUGAGGGUAAAACCCAAAGACCUGAGAAAUUAUUACAUCCUAAAGCAGUUAAGACUCAAAGCAAAAAAUCAACUGAAUAUUUCUACUACAAAUUUGGGUAGUUCUCUCUUUCAGAAAAUUUCUUCU